AUGGACAUGUGUUGCUUGGAAGAGAUUGCUUCGUUAGUAGAGCGGUGGAAAAGUCUACGAAAUCUUUUUUUUUUCUUGUGUAAAGUAGCAGGUCAGGCCAUCAGCAGCUGGACAAGCAAGAGAGGGCCUGGAUGCCACGAACAGGAACUGGUUGAACCCUUGGUUUUACGCACUGUUAUCGAACAUAUUCAGAUCCAGAACGACCGUCAUGAACAGAUUCUUAGAUUUUCGAUCUACGAUAAUCAUGACGAUCACUCAAUGUUUGGUAAGGCGGCCGAUUAUUACAUGGGAUGGUCUUUCGGUGGUCUCUUAUUAAAGCAAAAUGGUGUGGCACGAGUUGUACCGCAAGAAAGGCAGCGUUUUUUAGAAAUGCUCAACACACCGUAUCCCAUUCUUCGAAAUUCCGAAGCUCCACAGGAAUUGUCUAUGUCAAACUUAGCAGAUUACACUGUUGAAGAACCCGAUUGGGCCAUUCAAGACGAUAUCUCGUUAGGUUCAGAUAUAAAAUUUCAGGACUGGCUACUCUCGCAUGAGCUGAGAAGGGGUCAUAGGCUACGACGAGUCAGGAAACAACAAUUCUUUGCGCCUUGGUAUUUUCCAUGCAAUAUGGCCGGCCCCGAUCUCGUUUUUAUGCUCAAUCAUGAGCAGCAGCCGGAAAAUCGGAUCCUUUGGGCGAUUCAGGUGAAGACAGGGGUUUCAAAGGUCAGCAAAGAGGACUCCUUCAACGUUAUACGGACACUGGAUCCCAACUUGUGGUUCCAAGGACUGGUAACAAAGACGCGUGUGAAAAUCCUCAGGCAGCCUCAAAGACUCGGCCCUCAGCUUCAAAUUCUCACCAUCCUCGUUGUGACCAGUUUAAGCGUGUCCGACUUCACGGACUCGACCAGCUUGGCUAAUGGACUUUCCUAGCUUCGCGACGGCUAUUUGGAAGCUACGUGGUCCCGUCAAUACUCUCAAUAAUUCCAAAGCCGCUAUAAAGCGCACUCUGGCUGUUACUGAAUGAAUACCAAAGCGGUGGAAGAAGCAAUUCAAUCAAGUCAACCAGUUUUAGGACUCGGCCAGACUCAAGAACUUUCAGUAUAGAACAACGGUACGGAAAUCCGAUGUUUUGAUUUCUUGUUCGCCACCCUCAACCACGAUCAAGUAGCAGAGAUCUUCGAAGAACCAAUUAUCAGACUGCCG
Molecule: messenger RNA, 1182 nt
Organism: Lindgomyces ingoldianus
Lineage: Eukaryota; Fungi; Ascomycota; Dothideomycetes; Pleosporales; Lindgomycetaceae
Exons: 5
Coding region: 1-909 (302 amino acids)
Source: RefSeq, a predicted model, not a curated record